CGAAAUAACCGAAAGAGCGCAAUAAGGGACAACCGAGUGAAACCAUUUUCGGAGAAAAAGAACCAAAAUUUGACAACAAUUCUCUUCUCUGUGAAACGAAAACAAACAUCGUUUCGUUGUGUUCUGUUCUGUUCUAUUGCGCCUUCAUUCCCUGAUUCAAAUCAUCUUUGUGCGUGUAAAUUUGCAUGAUCGAAACAGCAAAUAGCGAAUCGAAUUGAUCGAUUUUUCUUGCAUUGGUUGAAAACAUGGGCGAUCAGUUAGCUAAGGCGGAGGAUUUCUUGAACAAGGCGGAGAAGAAGCUCAGCGGUUGGGGUUUGUUUGGCUCCAAAUUUGAGGAUGCUGCUGAGCUUUUCGAUAAAUCGGCUAAUUCCUUCAAGCUCGCCAAAUCAUGGGAUAAAGCAGGAUCAACCUACAUCAAGUUGGCGAAUUGUCAUUUAAAGUUGGAAAGCAAGCAUGAAGCUGCUCAAGCUUUUGUUGAUGCUGCACAUUGCUAUAAAAAAACCAAUAUAAAUGAGGCUGUGUCUUGUUUAGACCAAGCUGUAGAUAAUUUCUGUGAAAUUGGAAGAAUCUCUAUGGCUGCUAGAUAUUUGAAGGAAAUUGCUGACUUAUAUGAGUCCGAGCAGAAUAUUGCACAGGCCAUUGUUUACUAUGAAAAAUCAGCUGAUUUUUAUGAAAGUGAAGAAGUGAACACUUCUGCGAACCAGUGCAAGCAAAAAGUUGCUCAGUUUGCUGCUCAGCUUGAACAAUAUCAGAAGUCAAUUGUGAUUUAUGAAGAUAUAGCUCGCCAGUCUCUCAACAACAAUUUGCUGAAGUAUGGAGUUAAAGGACACCUUCUUAAUGCCGGCAUUUGCCAACUUUGUAAAGGGGAUCAUAUUGCUAUUACCAAUGCAUUAGAGCGAUAUCAGGAACUGGAUCCAACAUUUUCAGGAACACGUGAAUAUAGACUUUUGGCGGAUAUUGCUGCUGCUGUUGAUGAAGAAGAUCUUGAAAAGUUUACUGUUGUUCUCAAGGAGUUUGAUAGCAUGACUCCUCUGGACUCUUGGAAGACAACACUUCUCUUGCGGGUGAAGGAAAAGCUGAAAGCCAAAGAACUUGAGGAGGAUGAUCUUACAUGAAUUGAACCUGCCUUAGUCUUCUGUCUAUUGGACUUCGUGUUUUGGUGAUGUGUCCUACAUUAUGCUUGUAUGUGCAGUUAUUCAUCUUUCAUAUUAUUGUACUAAUAUGAAGUGUACUUGCUUUGGGUUUCGAUUGAUGUGGUCUUGUAUGAAUUCUUGAAAUGAGUUUGUUGAGAGGUUAGAGUCCUACCUGAUCCACUUUCAUUGGAUUAGCAUGCCACGGCUACAGGGUGUUGUCAACUUAUCAUAAAAAUAUGUUAUUAUUAAUAGCAGCUUAUUUGGAAGGAGGAUUAAAAACCUCCAUCAUUGAUGGAUCAAUAGAAUGUCUCAGGCUACUAUUUACAUUUAACCUGUGUCAUUUUGAUCCUUUCUGAAUAAUUGCAUAUGUGGAAUGGAAGCAAGAGAGCUUCCAUCAUUAUUGUUUUUA
Lotus japonicus is the source of this 1542-nucleotide messenger RNA. Its product is annotated as alpha-soluble NSF attachment protein 2-like. Lineage: Eukaryota; Viridiplantae; Streptophyta; Magnoliopsida; Fabales; Fabaceae. Gene Ontology annotation, cellular component: vacuolar membrane; SNARE complex. The coding region runs from base 246 to 1115 and encodes 289 amino acids. The record is from RefSeq and is a predicted model, not a curated record. Gene Ontology annotation, biological process: intracellular protein transport; SNARE complex disassembly. The transcript has 9 exons. Gene Ontology annotation, molecular function: syntaxin binding; soluble NSF attachment protein activity.